This is a messenger RNA of Micromonas pusilla CCMP1545, 3111 nucleotides long. Its product is annotated as glycoside hydrolase. NCBI's taxonomy places the organism in Eukaryota, Viridiplantae, Chlorophyta, Mamiellophyceae, Mamiellales, Mamiellaceae. The transcript has 5 exons. Gene Ontology annotation, molecular function: carbohydrate binding; beta-galactosidase activity. The record is from RefSeq and is a predicted model, not a curated record. Gene Ontology annotation, biological process: lactose catabolic process. Gene Ontology annotation, cellular component: beta-galactosidase complex. Bases 1 to 3111 code for a protein of 1036 amino acids.
AUGUUUUAUCCUUUCCCACUUGACCCGCCUCGUGCUCGUCGUCAAAAUCCCACUGGGUGCUACCGACAGACUUUUGAACUGCCAGUAAGCUGGAUAAGUGACGAUCGACGAGUUUUUGUCGUGUUCGAGGGUGUUGAUUCAGCAUUUUACUGUUGGAUCAAUGGUAAGUUUGUCGGGUACUCACAGGACAGUCGACUGCCCGCUGAGUUCGAUGUAACUGAGUAUCUCUUGCCUGGGACUAAUUUGUUAGCUGCUCAAGUGAUGCGUUGGAGUGAUGGGAGCUAUCUGGAAGAUCAGGAUCAUUGGUGGCUAAGUGGUAUUCACCGUGAUGUAGUUCUCUAUGUUAAAGAGCCCACUUUCAUAGCUGAUUAUGUAGUUUCAACUAACGUACCCGAGGGAUCAGUUGGAUCAGCUCUAGUUGUCGCUGACGUUUUUGUACACGAAGCUGUUACUGCUGAUGUAUCGCUGCCUUCAGAUGUCGAUCUUGACGUACAACUAUACGAUGCCAACAGAAAGCUAGUAGCGGACGCCACUACUGAUUCUAGUGAUUUGGAGUUAUGUGACCCAGGGGAAGUACACGGUCAGCCAUUUGAAAAGUCUCCACCUUAUUUCAUCAGAAAAGUUAGUGUAAAACUUGAAAUUCCAACGGCUCAUCUUUGGACGGCAGAGACACCAUAUCUGUACACCCUAGUUAUGCGAACACUUUCACCACUGGGUAGGUCGAUUGAUCAGAAUGGCCCCAAAAUGAAGGUUAUAUCAGACGUCGAGGCGUGUCGUGUCGGAGUUCGAACAGUAAAGAUAUUUGGUCAGCGGCUUCGCGUGAACCAGGAACCGAUUAUUAUUCAAGGUGUCAACCGCCACGAACACUGUCCAAAACACGGUAAGGCGGUGACCAAACAAUCGAUGCUCCAGGAUGUGAUCAUGAUGAAGAGAUAUAAUUUCAACGCAGUUCGCACGAGCCACUACCCUAAUCAUCCUCGCUUCUAUGAUUUGUGUGACGAACAUGGACUUUAUGUGUGUGAUGAGGCGAACAUGGAGACUCACGGAUUCAAUGUGGGACUGCAUCCGACACCGUUCUUAUCGAACGACCCCCGUUGGCGGCUUGCCCACAUCGCCAGAGUGGCGCGAAUGAUACAGCGAGAUCGCAACCACGCCUCUAUAAUCAUGUGGUCACUCGGAAAUGAGGCUGGUUGUGGAGGAGGCCAGCACGCGAUGGCAACUUGGGCCCGGUUAAACGAUUCUACUAGGCCACUGCACUACGAAUCGGGGGGGUCUCGAACAACAUGUACGGACAUCAUAUGCCCGAUGUAUGCUAGAGUACGCACCUGCGAAUACAUGGCAGCCGAGACCUGUGCACAAGGUCGACCAGUAAUUCUCUGUGAAUAUAGCCAUGCAAUGGGAAACAGCAAUGGGAACGUAAAUAAGUACUGGGAUUGUUUUAGGAAGGAAGGUGCAGUGCAGGGGGGUUUCGUCUGGGACUGGGUAGAUCAAGGCCUGGAUAGUGUAUCUCACGAUGGUCAGCGUUUUUGGGCGUACGGAGGAGACUUCGGAGACCAACCGAACGAUGCACAGUUUUGUAUAAAUGGUUUGGUUUUUCCGGAUCGUAGGCCUCAUCCAGCGACUGAAGAGCUCAAGUUUUUAAUGCGGCCAGUCACUUUUCACUUGACGAUGUCGUCUGAGACAACACCGUAUUCAGAUGUGGACGUUUAUGUCCGGAACUGGUUAAACUUCUCAACGUUAAACGGUUUACAGACAUCGUGGACUAUUAUGGCUGACAGCGGUACCAUGCUAUCGGCUGGAGACUUAUCACUUCCUGUGAUACCCGCUGGCUGCGUGUUGAAUUUCCCGUGGUUGAGUUACUUCCCAAAACUUAGUGAGCUUGCACUCGCUGCUCUUCGCUGUUAUCAUUCGUCACGAAUCGCUCCACUUCGAGAAUUGUACCUUGAGCUCAGAACCAUCAUUCAAAGGCCGACUUCGUGGUGUGAUGGUGGACAUGAAGUGGCAUGCACACAAUUAACACUUCCUAUGCCGUUUGGAGGCUUCUUGCCAGGUCCUAAAAUUAUGAAAUCGUUGCCUACUAAAUUUCCAACUCUGCGUGUGCAUGAAUCAAGCGAAGGACUCCUGCAGGUGCAAUCUGCUGCUGGAAUGGACUUAACAUUUUACUUAACUGGAAAACUGAAUGGCACCGUACGCAGUGCUUUCGAUAGAGGCUUACCGAUACUAGUAGGAGGGCCUGUCCCCUGCUUCUGGCGUGCUCCCACAGACAAUGACCGAGGGGGCGAAGACAUCUCGUACUGCUCUCGUUGGCGAAGAGCGGGCAUGGAUCGUCUGAGGAUGGUAUCCUAUUUAUUUUUGCAAGUUUUGGACUCCGAACUAGUGUCUAGUCCGUCUGGCUCAAUCCGGAUGUCAGCUACAUAUCGUUUUAAUUCAGGAGGAGAUAACUGCGAUGACACUUCUGGAAUUUCUGCUGAGCUUACUCAUGUUGUGCACACGACAGGCUCAGUAUCUGUCUUCAUGACAAUUAAUGCUUCCCGAUCUUUACCUCCACUUCCGCGCGUAGGUUUGCAAAUGUGCAGCCCCAACAGCAUGCGGAGAAUUGAGUGGUUCGGUCGCGGACCAAAUGAGUGCUAUCCAGAUCGAAAAACAGCUGCAAUGAUGGGCCGUUACGUCACUAGUGUAGAUGAUAUGCACGUCCCGUACAUAAUUCCAGGUGAAAAUAGUGGACGCUCAGAUGUCAGCUGGAUGGCAUUACGUUGCGCGACGUCUGCUUCAAAUCUGGGAAAAUAUGAUGCAGCGACUGCAGCAACCUUGCCAGAAAAGUUGCACUCUUGGACCUUAGGACCUGGAGCAGUUCACACCCACGAGCUGGAUGUGUUAGAUAAUGUCAAAGAAAGUUUCGUGCACGUACACAUUGAUCACGUUCACAUGGGCGUUGGAGGAGACGACAGCUGGACACCAUCCGUUCAUCCAGAGUUCACAAUACAAACAGGUAGAGAAAUGACAUUUGGAAUUACAAUCGUUGCACUUCCUCGUGAGGGUGAUCCUUUCGAAGUAUAUCAACACUUGCAGAGGCAAGGUCUUCUCCAAGAUGGUUAUUCUGACUGUCACUAA